AUGGCAGCAGGCGCCGCGACGGUGGUGCGGAGGGCAAAGCCGAAUCCGCUGAACUUCCUCUCGCAAAACUCGAUGGUGUCGAUUCCCGAGGGAGCCGACGCGCUGCAUCCAGAGGCCACGCAAGCAGCGGCUCCACUACCCCACGACCCCAUGAAGUUCAUGUCAGGAAUGUCCGAGAUGCCCGCCACUCCGGCCUACACCUGGGGCGUUUUGCAGACCCCGACAGAGACGCCUUAUGGCUUCUCUCAAUUCCGCCCAGUCACAACUCUGCAGUACCCGCCAACGAUGGCCACGCCCACUGGGUAUGCGGACCCACAGCGAAAGACACUCAGUCUCCAGGAUAUGAUUCAAAGUCCAAAGGUUGAAGACAAAGCGGCGCUGUUGCACUCAACUUACCAGCAGCUCUACCAGGUACCGCCGUACGGCCCUCCUCUGCCGCAGGCUGCCCCGCCCUACGCCGUGCCAGCUGGGCCUCCCGUCCACUACGCCGAGCCGCCUCUCAACACUCUUCCGCCCCUGCAGCAGGCGCCCCUAGCGAUGCCUCCACCCGCGGCUUUGCACACCCUGCCACCGCAGGGGCCCAUGCACGAGCCGCCCAUCUACGCGGUACCCACGGUGCCUGGAGCCCCUGGCACUCCGCCGCUUUACCCGCAGCCGAUGAUGGGACAGGGCCCUGGUACGCCGCCACCCUUGUACCCAGCUCAGCCGAUGCCGGGCCCCAUUCCGGCCCAGCCUGGCACUCCGCCCACGGUCUUCGCGCCAGCGCCCUUACAGGCACCACACGCCAUGCCGCAGCCAAUGCCCACCGGGCCGAUGCCCGGGGGCGCGCCCGCCCCAGGCGGCUGCCCCUCCAUAGCGCUGGGGCUGGUCCACGGAGCUCAGGGACAGCCCCCGGUCUCGCAACCUCUUCAGGCCCACUACGGACCUCCCCCAAGCGGUGCUCCGACCGUCGCCCCCGGCGCAGCACCAGGUGUUGUUCUGGCCCACCCUAGCGUCGCAGCGCAGCCUCCGCCGCCGCCUCCAAACUUCGCUGCGCCAGCAGUGGUGGUGUCACCGAAGGCUGCAUCGGCCCCGGCCGCCACCUCGAACAUGUCCGAGUCUGACAUUCGCACGCUGCUGGACGUCGCCAUGCAAUCUGGCAACCAGGAGGCCGUCAGCGCCGUGGCCCGUCAGGCCAAGGCUGCUGGCAUGUCUGCAGAGCGCUUCCGCUCGCUGCUCCCAGCGCCGAACUCCGCAGCGCGAUAA
Molecule: messenger RNA, 1245 nt
Organism: Symbiodinium natans
Lineage: Eukaryota; Dinophyceae; Suessiales; Symbiodiniaceae
Source: the annotation of a GenBank genome assembly